CCAGCCUCCGGCGCCAUGCCCGACGUCCUCUUCCCAAGCGAGAGUAAACGACUUUGUCUUGAGGAUGUCACUCUUUCCAUGGGUCCUGGGACCAAUUCUGUUUCAUGCCCCGAUAUGCAAAGCUCUCCAUUCUCGGCCAAUCACGGGAGCUCCACCAUGCCCGGACACGGAAUGCUCCUGGAAAACAACCACAUGAACGGGAGCGGGAUGGGGUCUCCGUUUUCCGUCCCACCUAACGCUGACGUUGGGCAGAAGGGGCCACUCGGGAGCCAUUAUGGCGACAAAGGGAGCAACAUGCAUGCCGUGGACCAGGAACUGCAAGAUUUGUUGGAAGAGUUGACCAAGAUGCCGGACCCUUCCCCCAACGAGCUGGACCUUGAGAAGAUCUUAGGGAACAAACCGGAAGAGCCCAUGGGCAACCUGGCCCACCCUCCCACAGCCAUGAACAGCUCUUCCAAGUCUUCUCCGCAGGCCGCCCCCUUGGACAACCAUCUCCCCAACAAAGAUUUUUCUCCUGGAUGCAACCCAAGCGGUGGGUCCCCGCAGAUGACGCCGUCUUCUGGAGCCAGCUACUCCGUUCCGUCUCAAAACAAGGCUGUCGCUUCGCCCAUUUCUUCAACGACAGCCAACAAGGGCCAGACUCAAGCCAUCCAUAUGUCUGGGACCAACUGGCACGCCCAGCAAUUGAAGCACUUAGCCAGCAAGCAAGCCCCAACGUCCAAGCCCCCGACGCCAAACUGGCCCACCAUAUCUUCUCAAGGUCUUUCCCCUCCUUACCGGCAAGGGUCUUCUCCGCACCACCAGCCCUUCAGUCCUCAAAAUGUCAUGAUCUCCAGCAUGACUCCUAACGGCCUUCCGGGAAGCAAUAUUCAGAGUCCACAGAACCCCCUGCUCUCAAGCAUCACGUCUAACAGUAAUCCACCCGGAGGUCUGUCUCCUCCUUUUGGCCCAGAGAGGCUCUCCAGUCCGGUCCUCAACCAGCAAUCUUUCAGCCCUCCAAACUCCAUCCUGCCCAACAUUUCAGCCAACAGCAUUAAAAGUUCCCCGAACCCUUUGGGGCCGCCGAAUGCUGGACCUUCGCCCUACAGGCCAGAGAAACUUUCUAGCCCUGCUUUGCACCAACCACCUUUUAGCCCUCAAGGUUCCUUGAUCUCCAACCCCACCCCCACCAGCAAUCCCACCAACCUGCAGGGUUCCCUCUACAAACCCAUGCCCUCCGCCCAGCCCAAGAACAUGAACGUCAUCAUGACGCAGUCUUCCAACAGCAUUCAACCGGGGUUGGGGAGCGAAGGUCCCGUGACCCAAGACCAGUUUUCCUUCAGCAAUACCAAGCCCCUCUCCCAUUUCAACUCGGAGACCCCCCCUGCCCAGAAGAUGUCGCCGAUGGCUUCCAACGCAGGGCAGCAGUCGCUCAUGCAUUAUCUUCAGCAACAAGCGGCAACUUCUCCGCAGUCCCAACAAGUCAACAACAACCAGUUCCUUCAGCAGCAGCUGCGGCAGUUGAUGCAGCCCUCGCGGAUGCAACAACGGCACGUCCAGCCGUCCCCGCUGUCCUCACAAGUGCGACAGGACCAGGCCCCUGCUGGCAUCGGCGUUCGAAUGCAGGAGCCAGGAGUGCCCGCCAACUCAGGGUCAGUGCCCGCCCCGGCUCCGCCCUUGGUGAAUGACUACACCCUGAGAAACCAACUCCUAAAACAGCAAAUUAUGAGACGGCGGCAACAGCAGCAGCAGCAACAGCAGCAGCAGCAGCAGCAGCAACAGCAGCAACAGCAGCAACAGGAAAAGCAGAGGCAUGGCAUGAUGGGCGUGUCGACUGAGCAAAGGAGUCCCUUUGUGGGCCAACAGAUGAACCAGUUUCCCGCGGUCUCGCAGUCCAUGGCGACCGACUGCAGCCAGACCAUGCAAGCCCCUGGCUCCACCCACCGCCUGAUGCCUCCGGCCCAAGGGAUGCUGCAGGGCACGCUGGCCCCUGGCCUUGGGCCAGCCGCCGUGAACCAGAGCACCGGAGCGAUGGUGAUGAUCCCCCACAACCCCAACAAGCAGCCCGCCAUCUUCCCCCCGAAUUCCGAUUUCAACCUCCCGCUCCGAGGAGGCCAGAACUCCUUGGGCAUGACUUCGGGAUGUCAGACCGUUCACAGCCAUCCCGCAGGCCGGCCAGUGAUGGCCGCUCCCACCUUUGCCGCUGGGACUCUGGUGACCCAUUCUUCUGCCCAGCAGCACUUGAGGCAACCGGCCAUGGCCCGAAUGCCUGCCAUCUAUUCGAAUUCCUCCGCCCCGAUGUGGACGCCCACGGUCGUCCCGAGGAUGCCCACUCAAAAUCCGAUGGAGGCCACCUUGCACCAGUUCUCGAACAACCCCGUCUUCUCCAAGCAGAACGUCAGGUCAAGCAUCCCCAGCCAGCCCUUUUCCCACCAAGCUGGGCCUCCGCCCAACCAGAUCGUUCCCGGGAUGCAGGCCAGACAGAUGCAAAAAAUGAACGUUGGACCUUCGAACCAAAGCUUAAUCCCUCCAAAUAAUCAGAACCUGAGACACAGUUUAAGCAGAGGCUCUUUGCCAGCCACCAUGAAUGUUCUGAAAUCAAUGCCCCAAGGGGUCUCGGGAUUCAACCAACUCAACGUUGGGCCACCCAGUUAUCCAGGCCCGCCAGGGCAGUCCUCCAUCACGUUCAACCGGAUGAACCCUCCUUUGGAGUUGUUGCCGCAAUACGACUUUGUACCACAGCAGAGCAAUGCCAUGCUACCCGGAGCGUGCAGCGAGGCUGACUUGCUUGACUCUUUGAUGAAGAACAGCGUUGGCACUGAUGAAGACUUGCUCAAUAGUUUGACAUUGCUAGACGAUAUUUUGGGGCAGCACGUUCAGAGUGCCGGACAUGUCUGAUUCUGGAGAGAAACGGAAGGAGGUGUAAAUAAUUUGCAGGAUCUGAAACGGAACCGAAGCAGGGACAAAAACAUAUUC
Protobothrops mucrosquamatus (brown spotted pit viper) is the source of this 2955-nucleotide messenger RNA. RefSeq names its product mastermind like domain containing 1 (gene MAMLD1). The record is from RefSeq and is a predicted model, not a curated record. Gene Ontology annotation, biological process: regulation of transcription by RNA polymerase II. Bases 16 to 2877 code for a protein of 953 amino acids. The transcript is spliced from 4 exons. NCBI's taxonomy places the organism in Eukaryota, Metazoa, Chordata, Lepidosauria, Squamata, Viperidae. Gene Ontology annotation, cellular component: nuclear body.